AUGACAAACAACACGAAGUCCCGUGUGAGCGCGGGCUCCGAGUCUACGAGGCGCAACGAGAAUUCAGAAACGAGAAGAUUGCGCAACCGUAUCUCUCAAAAGGCUUUUCGUGCUCGGCAGGCAAUGCGGAUGAAAGAACUCGAAGAGCGUCUUAAUAUUGGCUCCUGUGGUGACACUGAAUGGGUGACUCGCCUGCAGAACCAGAACGCAGCCUUGCGUGACCAACUUCUCGAUUGUCAUAAGAAGAUCACCAGUCUACAAGUUUCUAUGCAGGGUCUCGCUGACGCCAGCGCAAUCGCACUGGGUAUUGAAAGCCUCGACAGGAUCAGUGAGCCCGAGCCCGCAUCCACUACACUGUGCGCACGUUGCAAGGCAGCGGUAGCUGGACAAGCCGGAGUUGUUCUUGAGUCUGCGCCCCCAGCACAUCCAAAUGAUGCCAAUAGUCACAACGCACCAUUCGAGUUGAGCAAUGAUCAUGGCCGGGAGCUGUCCAGCAACUCCAGUGAUAGCAAUGACGAUACAAAUGCUGGUGGUUGUCGGGUUAACGAUCAUGGACAAGAAGUUGCUCAGGAUUCGGUUCAGGACGGUUCGAACAGGUCGCUAGUGGAGCUUGAGCAGCCAGGAGAAAACCAGUCGCCACCUGUUAUCAACCUGGAUUAUUUCUCCACUGACGACAUCUCCAACAAGUUCGACAUCUUCAGCAGUCAACAGCAGGUUGUCCACAAAUCUACAUACUUUCCUAGUCCAAUUUCGUUGGAUUUGUUAUUCACUGAAGAUCUUGGGCCUCUCAAGUACAGCAACAUCUUGGAGACGUGCCCUUCUCUCGCACACCGAUCAAUUAAGGUGAGAAGGACAAAUUCGCUUUUCUCCGACCAUAUUGACGCGUUGGAACAAUGGGUUGGCUGGAGUUAUUCAAGAUGGACCAAAUCACCCAUACUAGACGAACACCUUACCAGCCCUCUCACAUUGAUCUUGUUGACCUUUGUCAGUAUAUCAUGGAGGUCAAUGACCGCGUGGCAUACCUACACCAAGGCACAUGUACACCUGAAAAACCUCAUGGUAUGGCGAAUCUACAAAACGCCAGACACGUAUCUAAAAGUCGUACCGUCAUACCGGCCGACAAAGUUGCAGAGGCGCGUACCGCACCCCAGCAUCAUUGACUGGAUUCCCUGGCCGCAACUGCGGGACAAAGUUAUUCUCCAUCAUUCUGCAAACCCAUGUCUGGACAGCAUCAUCUGUGAUAUCGGCAAUUCUUACGUUAUGCCGGCGGACCUUUCUGCAUUGAUAAGAUGCCCGCAGUCCGUCCUUGGCUACGUGGGUGUCUGGGACCUAGUGCGAGCAAUGGCCCCGGAGGCUACAGGAUCGCCCAAACCUCAGUCUGACCAUAACGACUUGGAAGCAUCUGAGAACUUGACUCUCCCAGCGCGAAAUGCCAACAGCCUAUUCUCCUCACAAGAUUUAGCUGCGCAAGCUUUCAAACUUUUGGGGACGGACAAAGGACCGUUCAAUUUCCGACUUGAUCCUGCCUUUUUCGGGAGACAUCCUGAACUAUACGACCCCGAUUCUGACCUGAUGGCCCUUGGAGUAGCGUUGCGACCUUGUAGCCAGUCUUCAGUCCCAGUACCCCGUAAUUUAGAUCUUUCGGUGGUGGCUCAGUACCAGGAGAUGUCGAGGUAUCUUAUUGAUUUGGCUCUGGAGUCUGGUCAAUACUCACGAGUGUUUUGA
This is a messenger RNA of Exophiala dermatitidis NIH/UT8656, 1725 nucleotides long. RefSeq lists its product as uncharacterized. Gene Ontology annotation, biological process: regulation of DNA-templated transcription. Lineage: Eukaryota; Fungi; Ascomycota; Eurotiomycetes; Chaetothyriales; Herpotrichiellaceae. Gene Ontology annotation, molecular function: DNA-binding transcription factor activity. Bases 1 to 1725 code for a protein of 574 amino acids. The record is from RefSeq and is a predicted model, not a curated record. The transcript has 3 exons.